Molecule: messenger RNA, 2084 nt
Organism: Amborella trichopoda
Lineage: Eukaryota; Viridiplantae; Streptophyta; Magnoliopsida; Amborellales; Amborellaceae
Gene: NCED4
Product: nine-cis-epoxycarotenoid dioxygenase 4
Biological process (GO): carotene catabolic process
Cellular component (GO): chloroplast stroma
Molecular function (GO): carotenoid dioxygenase activity
Source: RefSeq, a predicted model, not a curated record
CUCUUAAUCCCUUUAUCCACUACAACAACCACCAUCACCAUCACCGACUCGAAUGGACGCCUUCUCUUCCUCCUUAUUCUCCACCUCUCUCUGCCACCAUUCACCACCAAGACCGAUUCCGGUUCCAACCUGCGUCCGCCUUCCUCCAAUCUCAGCUGUUCAAAUCCAAGAAAAACCAACAUCGCAAUAUGACGCCAAACCCGAAGCGCCGGCGUCCAACGGGAAGCCAUCAAUCUUGGAAAAACCAGCCACGGUGACACCACAAGCACGACGCGCCACUCUCCAGCCCCGCGUGAGGCCACGCAGGGCCGAGCGGCCUGUGGGCCAACCAUCGCUCGUGAGCACGCUCUGCAACACAAUGGAUGGCUUCAUAACCAGCUUCAUUGAGCCCCCUCCCCGCCCCUCUAUCGACCCGAAACACGUUUUAGCAGGUAACUUCCACCCUGUUUCGGAGCUUCCUCCGACUCCUUGCCUCGAAAUCGAGGGCACCCUCCCCUCUUGCAUCAAUGGUGCGUAUCUACGCAAUGGUCCGAACCCUGCGCACCUACCGCGAGGCGCGUACCAUCUCUUCGACGGUGAUGGCAUGGUUCAUUGCCUUCGCAUUAGCAACGGGCAAGCAACCUACUCAGCCCGAUUCGUCAAAACAUACAAAUAUGACCUUGAGCGCAAGGCCUGUGGUGCUGUUUACCCCAAUUUCUUUGGAGCCAUGUCCGGGAUCUCAGGCGUCACGCGUGGCGCUGUGCUUGGGGCUCGCGUGCUUGCAGGGGAGAUCGACCUUACGCGUGGCGGCGGCGUUGCAAACACAAGCUUCGCCUUCUUUGGUGGCACACUGUAUGCGUUGGGCGAGUCUGACUUGCCUUACGCAAUAAGGGUCACUGAUCAGGGCGAUAUCGAAACCAUGGGCCGUGAAAACUUUGAAGGCCGACUGGCUCUUGGCAUGACUGCUCACCCGAAAACCGAUCCCAAAACCAGAGAGACCUUCGCCUUUCGUUAUGCUCCGAUUCCUCCAUUUCUAACCUACUUUCGAUUCGACAAAAAUGGCUCGAAAUUUCCCGACGUGCCGGUGUUUUCAGUGCUGUCGCCGCCAUUUAUGCACGAUUUCACAAUAACAGAGAAGUACGCGAUUUUCCAUGAGAACCAGAUCACGAUGGACCCAGCGGGGCUUGUGACAGGGGGUGCGCCAGCCGCAUCCAACUCGAGCAAGGUCCCACGACUUGGCGUCAUGCCCCGUGAUUCGUUCAGUGGCGACGUGCGGUGGUUCGACAUACCUGGAUGCAACUUCUUCCACUUAGUGAAUGCCUGGGACGAAGGCCCCAACGCAAUCACGAUCGUCACGCCAAACACAUUCCCUGCGGAACACGCACUGGAGGCCAUGCAUCUCAUCCACUCCUCCGUCGAGAUCGUGAGGCUCGAUCUGAAAACCGGUGCAGUUACUCGGAGGCCUGUCUCCACCAUGAAUCUCGAGUUCGGGAUCAUAAACCAACGAUUUUUGGGUCGAAAGAAUCGAUUCGCAUAUAUGUCGAUCGGCGCACCGAUGCCUAAGAUCAAGGGCGUUGUGAAGCUUGAUUUAGAAAGAGAAGGGAAGGGAGAGUGCGUUGUGGCUCAGAGAGUUUAUGAGGAGGGCUGGUUUGGGAGUGAGCCGGCGUUCGUGGCCAAGAGACAGAGUGACAGUGAGAGUGAGGACGAUGGUUAUGUGGUGGCGUUUUUGCAUGAGGAGGCCACUGGGGAGGCUCGCUUCGUGGUCAUGGACGUGGCAUCGUCCGAUCUGAAGAUCGUGGCCUCAGUGAGGUUGCCCCAGCGUGUGCCCUAUGGCUUCCAUAGCUGCUUUCUCACUGAGGAGCAGCUCAUAUCGCAGCGGUCCAUCAGUAGCUGACGGAUGCUCAUCGGGGAAAUCUAGGUCGUUGGUUUUGUGCAUAUGUUGGGACUGAUCGAUGGUUUAGACCACUGGAGCGAUGGAGGUUCUAUUUCAGUGGAUGCGCACUGUAUAGUUACUCUUUUGUGUAUUAUGAUUGGUACUUUGAAAUUAAAUCAAAAUAUACGGGUAAAUUAAUUAAAAAAAUUAAUAUAAGGUUCCAAUUUUUUUA